GCCGGCCGCCUGGUUCCGCCACCUGUGCCGCGUUGGUGUCCCUGGACGGAACGGCUGAGAGAGAGGGAGUUGCUUUAGGAACAUUCCUUGAGACCGAUCCCCAAAGUUAAGGGUUUUCUCUCUUUAGCGAGCUCUUUGCCAAAACCGGGAUUCUCUUUUCCGAUUGGAUCGCUGUUGUUGCUUUUAGUUCGUAGCUGGCGUUAGUGGUAAGUGUGCAAAUACGGAAUUGCAGUUAACUUAACUCAAGUUAUUUAUAUGCCGUGUGUAGUUGCCCUUCCCCGAAGUGGCAUUAAAACAGUCAAAGUUAGGAGUGGAGUAAAAUGGUCACGCUGUUUUUGAAAUGCUCUUAUUCCGAGUGGCAGAAGGGGAACUAAAUUCACUUUUUUAACUUUAAGCCCUGAGUUUUUAGGACCUAAACUGUGUGCAGUUUUAAGUUUAAAACCUCGUCUUGUGGCCACCUUGCCUACCUGAUUUUCUGAGAUCCUGGAGAAUUUAUUAUGGCUUGUGUAGCAAACUAGGAAAUGUUUGAAAAGCAAAACCAGUUUUGUCAGGGAAUUUGGGGGUCGGAUAGGAGAUUUUCUUUGUUUAAAAAGGUUCUUGGAUAUUAGAAUUUUUUGGUUUUUUUUUUUUUUUUUUUUUUUUACUUGGCAAUGCUGUUUGUUGCUUUCCCUGGUAAGAGGAAUCGCAUUUCCAAUUCCAAAGCACACAAACUUUAACCCUAGGAUGCCCAUUUGGGGGGGUUUCUGGAGAGUGCUCAUUAAGUUUGAGACAGGUGGCUGGCUGAAUUACUCUCUGAAAAUAUUAAGCUUUUUUUUCCGUGGUUGGCGCCAUCUUUUAAAAACAAUUUUGCCAGAAAAGAAAAACACGGUAGUUAGCCUAGUAUUUCAAUUUCUCAUGCCUCCCCUCCGAGCCAUGCUCAGCUCUUUGCAGCAGUGUCUCCCAGUCCUAAUGUCUGGGAGACCACAUCAGGAGGCCGAAGGGACCCACGAAUGCCUCAGCUGAUUCUGCAGUUUCCUUCCACCUUACAGCCCCUAAGACUCCUUUGCGUCUUGCUGAGUAUCCACGAGCGAACAGAAAUGCUUGGAAAUAAAAUACACGGCAGCACCAGACGAGAUCCUUGAAUAAAUCUGCGGGAGCGUUGUGCCAAAGCUGAGAUCUGAAAUUCAGUCUUCAGCAGUGGAAACCAGUUUCUGUGGACAAACCCGUCAGUCUGUGCAGCACCUGUUAAGUAGUAACAGGUCUUCUGUGGGUUUCCAAGUUUUCUAAAGCACUUGACACUGGCGAAGCUCGGGUCGCCCUCCUUGGAAGUCACGUGGUUUGCCUGCAAUGAGAUUUCAUUCUCUACAUAUAAAGGACAUCCUUUCUGAGCUGCUGUGAAUAAAUUUGGAAUGAUACUGUAUAUUUUCAUCUGAUGGAGAAUUAGCUGUACCUUGAGUUUGGAUUGCUGCACUGGACGACCUAAGAAUAUCGCUCACGAUGUCAUCAAACAGGAGUCAGAAUCCCCAUGGACUGAAGCAGAUUGGCCUUGACCAGAUCUGGGACGACCUCCGCGCUGGAAUCCAGCAAGUAUAUACCAGACAAAGUAUGGCGAAAUCCAGAUACAUGGAGCUCUACACUCACGUUUAUAACUACUGCACGAGUGUUCACCAGUCAAACCAGGCCCGAGGGGCUGGCGUCCCUCCCUCCAAAUCGAAAAAGGGUCAGACGCCUGGGGGAGCUCAGUUUGUUGGCUUGGAAUUAUACAAACGACUUAAAGAAUUUUUGAAGAAUUACUUGACAAAUCUUCUUAAGGAUGGAGAAGAUUUGAUGGAUGAGAGUGUACUGAAGUUCUACACUCAACAAUGGGAGGAUUAUCGAUUUUCCAGCAAAGUGCUGAAUGGAAUUUGUGCCUACCUCAAUAGACAUUGGGUUCGCCGUGAAUGUGACGAGGGACGGAAAGGAAUAUAUGAAAUCUAUUCUCUUGCGUUGGUGACUUGGAGAGAUUGUCUGUUCAGGCCAUUGAAUAAACAGGUAACAAAUGCUGUUUUAAAACUGAUUGAAAAGGAAAGAAACGGUGAAACCAUCAACACAAGACUGAUAAGUGGAGUUGUACAGUCUUACGUGGAGUUGGGGCUGAAUGAAGACGACGCCUUUGCCAAGGGCCCUACGCUGACAGUGUAUAAAGAGUCCUUUGAAUCUCAGUUUUUGGCCGACACGGAGAGAUUUUAUACCAGAGAGAGCACUGAAUUCUUGCAGCAGAACCCAGUGACUGAGUAUAUGAAAAAGGCAGAGGCCCGUCUGCUCGAGGAACAACGAAGAGUCCAGGUGUACCUUCACGAAAGCACACAAGAUGAACUAGCAAGGAAGUGUGAGCAAGUGCUCAUUGAAAAACACCUGGAGAUUUUCCACACAGAAUUCCAGAAUUUGUUGGAUGCUGACAAAAAUGAAGAUUUGGGGCGCAUGUAUAAUCUCGUAUCUAGAAUCCAGGAUGGCCUAGGAGAAUUGAAAAAACUUCUAGAGACACACAUCCAUAAUCAGGGUCUCGCAGCCAUUGAAAAGUGUGGAGAAGCUGCUCUAAAUGACCCCAAAAUGUAUGUACAGACAGUGUUGGAUGUUCACAAAAAAUACAAUGCCCUGGUGAUGUCGGCGUUCAACAACGAUGCUGGUUUCGUGGCUGCACUUGACAAGGCCUGUGGUCGCUUCAUCAACAACAACGCAGUUACCAAAAUGGCCCAGUCGUCCAGUAAAUCCCCCGAGCUGCUGGCUCGAUACUGCGACUCCUUGUUGAAGAAAAGUUCCAAGAACCCAGAAGAAGCAGAGCUAGAAGACACGCUCAACCAAGUGAUGGUGGUCUUCAAGUAUAUAGAGGAUAAAGACGUGUUCCAGAAAUUCUAUGCAAAGAUGCUGGCCAAAAGACUCGUACAUCAGAACAGUGCCAGUGAUGAUGCCGAAGCAAGCAUGAUCUCUAAAUUAAAGCAAGCUUGUGGUUUUGAAUAUACCUCUAAACUUCAGCGGAUGUUUCAAGACAUUGGUGUGAGCAAAGAUUUGAAUGAGCAGUUCAAAAAGCACCUGACGAACUCAGAACCGCUAGACUUGGACUUCAGCAUCCAGGUGCUAAGCUCCGGGUCGUGGCCCUUCCAGCAGUCCUGCACGUUCGCCUUGCCGUCAGAGCUGGAACGCAGUUAUCAGCGAUUCACAGCUUUUUACGCUAGCCGUCACAGUGGCAGAAAACUGACCUGGCUGUAUCAGCUGUCCAAAGGAGAAUUGGUAACCAACUGCUUCAAAAAUCGAUACACUUUGCAGGCAUCCACCUUCCAGAUGGCGAUCCUGCUUCAGUACAACACGGAAGACGCGUAUGCUGUGCAGCAGCUGACUGACAGCACUCAGAUCAAAAUGGACAUUUUGGCACAAGUCCUACAGAUUUUAUUGAAGUCGAAGUUACUGGUUCUGGAAGACGAGAACGCGAACGUUGAUGAGGUGGAAUUGAAGCCAGACACCUUAAUCAAAUUGUAUCUCGGUUAUAAAAAUAAGAAGUUAAGGGUUAACAUCAACGUGCCGAUGAAAACCGAACAGAAGCAGGAACAAGAGACCACACACAAAAAUAUCGAGGAGGACCGCAAGCUGCUGAUUCAGGCGGCCAUCGUGAGGAUCAUGAAGAUGCGGAAGGUCUUGAAGCACCAGCAGCUGCUCGGAGAAGUGCUGACUCAGCUGUCCUCGAGGUUCAAGCCGCGGGUCCCAGUGAUCAAGAAAUGCAUUGACAUUCUGAUCGAGAAGGAAUAUCUGGAGCGAGUUGAUGGGGAAAAGGACACCUACAGUUACUUGGCUUAGCCCUUCCGGAAGGGUCUGCCUGUGCGAGCCGCAGCAGGUAGUUCCGGGCCGAGAGAAGAGCUCCAUCCAGCUCGCAGCAGCCAGCCUGGCGCCGUCCGGACCUCCCUUUUUAAAACCGAGACCGAGGCUCCCACCGGCCGGUCUCAGACGUACAUCAGAACUGCUCAGGAUUGACACGUUUCAAGUCUGUAAAUACGGACACCGACGCCAUUUAACCUAAUUUAAGAAGAGGGGCGUCGCGCCCCGAGGGCUGCAUGCUACCGCAUUUAAACCAGUCCAUUGGCUGCGAGGCCGACGGCCGCCGCCCUCGGGCAUCGGCGUUGGCAGCACCCCCUUUGAGAGCAAGUCUCACGGACCCACGUGUAGUCUGCUAUGAAAAACCAUUUGUAUAGUGUGUUUCAUUUUUUAAUGUGUGAAAAUAAAGAGAAUUAAAGAAUUUC
This is a messenger RNA of Panthera uncia (snow leopard), 4247 nucleotides long. RefSeq names its product cullin 1 (gene CUL1). The transcript has 23 exons. Gene Ontology annotation, biological process: protein ubiquitination; SCF-dependent proteasomal ubiquitin-dependent protein catabolic process. The coding region runs from base 1477 to 3807 and encodes 776 amino acids. The record is from RefSeq and is a predicted model, not a curated record. Gene Ontology annotation, molecular function: ubiquitin protein ligase binding. Gene Ontology annotation, cellular component: SCF ubiquitin ligase complex. Lineage: Eukaryota; Metazoa; Chordata; Mammalia; Carnivora; Felidae.